AUGGUAGCAAGGGAAUCAAAAGGAGUUGAGUUUCUAGGAAUAUGGGGCACAGGAGGCGUAGGCAAAACAACUCUUGCUAGAGCCCUUUAUAAGCGGGAGCGAGAGCGCAAAAACUUUGAGAUUCACUGCUUCCUUGAUAAUAUUAGAGAGGCAUGGGAAAAAGAAGGCUUGAUUUCAUUGCCAAGAAAACUUCUUUCUUCUCUAGAUAGAAAGAGUAUGGAAGUAGCUGACUUUUAUGAAGGAAUGGAGUUAAUAAAAAGCAAGUUGACUGACAGAAAAAUUCUACUUGUCCUUGACGAUGUGAGUGAUAUUAGGCAACUUGAAAAUUUGGUGCCAAAGAAAGGAUGGUUCAGCGAAGGGAGCAUAAUAAUAAUAACAACUAGGGAUAAGCAUUUGUUAUCAUCACACAGUGUAUCUGUUGUGUAUGAAUUCAAAUUAUUGAGUGAUAAAGAGUCUCUUGAUCUUUUCCUUGAAAAAGCUUUUAAAGAAGAGCAUCCUAAUGAAGAUUAUUUGAAACUUGCUCGAAGCGUCAUUAAGUAUGCUGGAGGCCUUCCUUUAGUACUCACAGUGUUAGGUUCAUCUCUUUGCAAAAGACCAAUAGUGGAAUGGAAGGAUGAACUAGCUAAGCUCAAGCAAAUUCCUCCAAAGGACAUUUUGAAGAUACUUCAAGUGAGUUUUGAUGGACUGGACGAUCAGCAGAAAACCAUAUUCUUGGAUAUUGCUUGCUUUUUCAAUGGGAUGGACAAAGAUCAUGUCAUACAAAUUUUAGAAACUUUGGAUAAGGAUCUUCGCGCAGGAACUGCGAUAAAUGUUCUCAUUAAGAAAUCACUAAUAAUUAGUUAUGAAGGGCAUUUGUGGGUGCAUGAAAUUCUCCGAGAUAUGUGUAAAUAUAUUGUCUAUCAAGAAUCACCUUAUGAUGCCGGCAAGCGUUCCCGGAUAUUGUCUUUGGAGGAUGCCAAUCACGGGACAGAAGCAAUCCGAGGAAUAGCGCUAACAUUGGAAAAGUCAUGUGAUGCAUUUUGGGAUCCUGAAUCCUUCUCAAAGAUGAGUAAUCUUAGUCUCCUUGAUGCAUCACUUCCCGAUGAUAUCAGCAUGUUAUCAUCGUUGGAAUUUUUAGAUCUAAGUGGAAACAAUUUCAUUGACUUACCAUCUGGCCUCAUUUCCAAUCUUUCGAAGCUCGAAGGUAUUGGUCUCCUUGAUUGCCCAAGGCUUCGGUCUUUGCCGCAACUUCCGUCAAAUCUAUUAGUCAUAGCGGUUGAAGGUUCUUCAUUAAUGAAACAUUACGGAUGUGGAGAUCAAUUAUGGGAUUUCAUUGAAUCAUUUCAACCUCAGGUUCGCAACCAUUUAAAUAUGAACUUAGCAAUUAUAAGAGGGGAUUCAGAACUUCUUGUUCCCCUCCGUCCACAUUCUCGCAUAUUGGCAAUUCCAGGUAGCAAAGUACCAUCAUGGUUUUAUAAUCAAAACUACUUUUGUGAGAAAGAAUUCAGCUUAUUUAUAUACGGCUGGGAGUCCUCAGCUUUUUAUGUUGCAUAUUCAUUGUUCCUCUUUGGUUACAAGCGGAUUCCAAAUGGUAUUUUGCUUUGA
Neltuma alba is the source of this 1584-nucleotide messenger RNA. RefSeq names its product TMV resistance protein N-like. NCBI's taxonomy places the organism in Eukaryota, Viridiplantae, Streptophyta, Magnoliopsida, Fabales, Fabaceae. The transcript is spliced from 6 exons. Gene Ontology annotation, biological process: defense response. Gene Ontology annotation, molecular function: ADP binding; protein binding. The record is from RefSeq and is a predicted model, not a curated record. Bases 1 to 1584 code for a protein of 527 amino acids.